CACUGCGGGCAAUAGUCUGUAGAGGCAGGCAGCAGGUGAGAUUGCAAAGGCACUGUGCCGGUUUCAGGAGCUGGUCAGUGCUGACCUGAGGCAAAGCAGGCGGGACACCUGCCAAAACUGCAGAUUAGGUUUUGAUAUUGUUUAAAGCGUCAGUCACAUGUUCACAGGGCCAUGUCUCCAUACAAAACUGUCCUUGUGGUGCCCAGCGCCUGAAGAGGAUUAGACGCGAACCGCGAACCGCGAACCGCUCUCCGGGCACAUUAUACACGGUGCAAGCGGUCUGGAGAUGGGACGUCUCACCUGUUCUAAAGUCUGUCAAAGUGUUUCAUCUGAACAAUGAAAAAUAAUGAGUAGAAGGGCAGUGAAUGGACCCAUUUUAACUGGAUGCCAAACUUAUCAAGAUUUGACAGGAGUGCAGCAGGGGUACAGAAAAGCUGGAGUUUGUUUUGAGCAUCUGUCAAAGGAACAUGGAAGAGGUGAGGGAGGUGAAGUACCGGAGUCAGAAAGUGAAGGGAUAUGUCAACCCACCAGAUGGAGGCUGGGGCUGGAUGACUGUAGUCCAUUUCUUUCUGGUGAACGUGUUGGUAAUGGGAACACUGAAAACCUUUGGGAUUUUCUUUGUGACCUUGCAGGAAGUAUUUGGAGCUUCCUCGGAACAGAUCAGCUGGGUCGGCUCCAUUAUGUCCAGCCUCCGUCUUUCCGCAGGUCCAAUUGCUUCGGUUGCUUGUGGAAAGCUGGGAGAUCGAUGGACUUCGAUUCUGGGGGCUAUCCUUGUGAGCGCAGGAUUUCUUGUUAGCAUCCUGGCUACCAAUGUCAUCUUCCUUUAUGUGUCUCUUGGUGGUGUUGUUGGAAUUGGCUUUGCUUUUCUCUAUCAAGCAGCAACUGUCAUGCAUGCAAAAUACUUCAAAAAAAGACUUGCUACUGCCUACGCCAUCGCAAGGUCAGGAAUGGGCCUGACAUUUGCCCUCGCCCCUUUCACACAGUUAUUGCUCGUGGAAUAUGAUUGGCAAGGUGCUUUGCUUAUUUUGGGAGGUAUAAUGCUGAAUCUUAUUGCUACUAGCAUGUUAUUGAGGCCAAUUUAUCUCCUGGAAAGCCAGCCUAAGCACUCGGAAUCACCUUCUAAUGUGAAAACACUCAUAAACCCACAGAACAGUCGUUUCCAGAAUGGAACAACUAAACAAGGUAUCUUUGAGAACCAUUCAGAAGGCUGUUUAAUCUCUGCCAACCCCACAGUGAGUCAUUUGGCAAUUGGUCACCUUGGUGAUUCUAAGAACCAUGACAGCUGUAUCUUGACUGACGACAGCCUAAGCAUCAAUCCAUUGCGAGUGGAGACAGAGUCCAGCAUCACACAGGAGAGCAAAGCUUUUUUGGAUAAAGUAACUUUCAGAAAAACUCAUAGUGAGAUCGUUGAGUUUUCAAGCAAGGACAAGGGAAUGCAAAGCCUCCCUCCAAAGGAGAAGCUUCUCGACUUCUCACUAUUAAAAGAUCCUUUCUUUUGUAUUUACACAUUCUCAGUGAUGUUCAGUCAGUUAGCAUACUUCAUUCCGUACUUUCACCUGUCGGCCAGGGCCAAAACCUUGGAUAUAGAUGCGAUGGACGCAUCCUUCAUCAUUUCUGUUGCAGGUAUAACGGAGACUGUGGCCCAGCUUGCAUCAGGAUGGAUAGCUGACCAAAACUACGCCAACAAAUUCCAUUAUCACAAAGCCUAUCUUCUCCUAUGCGGCCUGUCCAACUUGUUGGCUCCAAUGGCGACAACCUAUGCCCAGCUGAUGGUUUAUGUCGUGUUCUUUGCUGUUUUCUGUGGUGGAUACAUGGCCCUGCUGCUCCCAGUCCUGGUUGAUCUAGUUGGAGUGACAAAAGUGAGAAUUUCGUUGGGAUUUUCAAUGUUUUUUGCUGGGAUUGGCUGCUUGACUGGACCUCCAGCAGCAGGUUGGCUAUAUGACUACACACGGACAUAUGACUGUUCCUUUUACCUGGCUGGCAUCUGCUACAUCUUGUCUGCUGUUCCUCUUUUCCUGGAGCCCACAGCACGUAGAUACAAGACAAAGAAACAAGCAGAGACUCAGACGGUGAAGAUGGAAACAAUACCUAAUGUAGCCUGUAUAGCAGAACGCCAAAAUGGACAAAUUAUUGUUCCAUCUGAUGUGAGAACUGAGAAGCUGGAGCAUAUCAACUCUGUAUAAAUAAGACUGCUUUGUCCAACAAGGAACUUAAAAAUAUUUAAACUACAGUAGUGAAAUCUUGUCUGAUGUAAAUUCAAGAGCCUAGGGCUCUGAGCAGAUUGUACAAGAGCAGUUAUUUUGCAUCAAAAUAAAAAUAUUUUUUGAUGCAAUUCUUUGGGGAAAAAAAAAAUUAGUAGUUGUGAAUUUUUUUUGGUCAUCACA
Pristis pectinata (smalltooth sawfish) is the source of this 2384-nucleotide messenger RNA. RefSeq names its product solute carrier family 16 member 4 (gene slc16a4). Gene Ontology annotation, biological process: monocarboxylic acid transport; transmembrane transport. Bases 468 to 2183 code for a protein of 571 amino acids. The transcript has 10 exons. NCBI's taxonomy places the organism in Eukaryota, Metazoa, Chordata, Chondrichthyes, Rhinopristiformes, Pristidae. The record is from RefSeq and is a predicted model, not a curated record. Gene Ontology annotation, molecular function: monocarboxylic acid transmembrane transporter activity.